AUGAGUGUGAAUCUGUACAAUAAGCUUAAUUCUGAAAACGGUUAUAAGCUGUUGCAACUACCGAAUGAUCUUAUAGAGGCUUUUGAGAAGGGACCUGUGAAGUUUAAGUCACUUUCCAAUGAGAAUAGCAAUGUAGUAUUGUGUUCUGAAGAUAAAACAUGGCUGCUGAAGCAACGAAAUCAUUCUAAUACGGUAAUGUUACUACGAGAAUUUGCACCAAAUGCUACCAUAGAGGCGGAAGUAGCAGAAAAGGUCAACACAUUUGGGCUACCAAAACCUACUGCAGAUUGGGCAGGGUUCACGACUCUAGACAGUGAACUUGAGCCAAAACUAGUCAGUGGAAGCAUUGAUGUUACUCAAUUGGAUAUAUAUGAUGGUACGGAUGUGCCAUUGACGCGUAAACUAUCGCUCGAAGAAUUCAAAAAUAUGUGUCCAUGCUCAGAGAAAGAAUUUACUGAAAAAUGGUUUGACGUUGCAGGUUGCGUGGUUGAUGGUUCGGCAUGCCUUCUUUCUGAACGGUUCAUGCUGAAGGCUCUUCACAUUAUUCUAAUUACUUGCAUGGCAGAGAGUUUUGACAUUAAUGAAUUAAGCAUAGACAAAGUAGUAGAUGCUUUGCAAAAGGACACAACUGACGGAAAGCCCAAUGUUUACACUAAAAAUGUUAUCACCACAGUGAUCAGAAAAUUUAGUUCACCAGCUGCUUCCGAAGACGGAUAUUUCAAGAUUAAUAUGCCGCUAGUUGCCAAGUGGUAUGGUGUGUCUGCGCUUAAAAUAUAUGCUAGCAAAGAACCAAUCUCGGAGCAAGAAUUUAUGGUACAAUGGAAGGCCCAGUUCCCACCGUAUUUCCAUUGCGAUCUGGACAUAUGUAUGCUACGUGGCUAUUUUGUUAGACCUCUUAAGGACAAAAUCAGAUAUAUCUCAAAGGACACUCUAUCUCCAGAUCCUAAAGAACGAUUCAAGCAAUUGUUUCACUGGCAAAGUGUAUGGGAACUGGACGACAUGGUACCUUACAUUCAAGAGCUAAAUACGAAGAAUCUGAAACCGGACGUGUUUGUUAUGAAAUACGCUAGACGUAAAAGAGUUGGUAACAAAUUCAUAAUCAGUGCAAGGUAA
Kluyveromyces marxianus DMKU3-1042 is the source of this 1113-nucleotide messenger RNA. It is a transcript of the gene DCC1, whose product is annotated as Dcc1p. Gene Ontology annotation, biological process: mitotic sister chromatid cohesion; maintenance of mitotic sister chromatid cohesion. Bases 1 to 1113 code for a protein of 370 amino acids. The record is from RefSeq and is a predicted model, not a curated record. The transcript has a single exon. NCBI's taxonomy places the organism in Eukaryota, Fungi, Ascomycota, Saccharomycetes, Saccharomycetales, Saccharomycetaceae. Gene Ontology annotation, cellular component: Ctf18 RFC-like complex; chromosome, centromeric region; chromatin.